AUGGCCGAGAUCCCUCACACCCCGCACACAGACUUCGCUCGCUUUGUAGUCGACACGAUCAAGGCUUCGAGUAGUCUCGCGCUCAAUGAGAACCAGGCGGUCAUUCGUUCUGCUCUCGCUCUUUCACCUACGUUUUUGCUCACGGACAACUGCACCAAUCCCGACUCAUCUGGAUCGGACACCUGGCUACUCGGGCUGAAUCACCUCGCCGACAUCCUAGUCGCGCUGCAUGCCCGGAAUGAAUUGGAAGUCGCGCGGCGUCGAGAGCAUGUUCUGGUGAAUAUCUAUCCCACUGUUGCGUGCUGCUCCCUCCAAACCGAUUUCUCUGGUAGAGUGCUGGACGGCCGCAGGCACAUGGCCAGAGCUAGUUUACUCUCCGCUGGCGGCACCUGUACGGACCUGUCCUUCGCGAACAAUGCUAUCGACCAGUGGCUCGUGAUCCAGAGCCGCCGCAAGAAUACUUGGCAUCCGAACGUUGACUAUGAACAACCCACCCCACAAUCACCACAGACCCUGCUGAAUGAAGUUGGCACACCGAAUUCAACGGACCCGAGCGAAUCCAUUCCACUUGCAUCCUCUCCAGUACAAGAUUCACCCUCAACAACAGGACUGACGCCUCUCCGCGCGCACUACCUCAAGAAAUCCCUCAUCCAGCUCGAGUUUGAACGAGAGCUAGACGAAAUCACCUCGCCCACACCCAGUCAUGUAUCCGCCCUAUCGUACCUCGGACCACCGUUCAGUCCACCUCCCAAGAACUCACCGAUGCUCGACCUCCCAUUUCUCCGAUACAUCUUCCGACAGUUCGUCUUGACUUUCCCGUUCAUGGCGUCUGCUCCAAAGGAUUUCUACUCCGACAAGCUGCAGCCAUUCACGAAUUCUGUGAUGGAGCGCAAUCUGUCGCCGACCUCUGUGUUUGAUCAAGGAGAGGAGGGAUCCGAGGCGGCUUUACGGUCAAGACUGCUUGCCAAGGCGCAACGAAAUCUGUCCUUGUUCUUUAGUGCGGCCACAAAACUUACGGAUAAGGAGGAGGUCGUGCGACUGACGCAAUCUGAUCUGGAAAGACUGGAGGCUGCGGCGAAGCGACGACAGGCGAGGAAUCUGGAGGCAGCCAAGGAUAUAUUUGAAGUGAAUAUCGUCAGUGUGCGGACAGUAGUGGAUAAAGGGCGCGUGCGAAGUCGAGUUCACGAGGAAUUCAUCAUACGCACGCGUCGUUCAAACCUUUCCGAUGUUUUCGUUUCAAGAAGAUAUGGAGACUUUAAAACGCUCGCCGAGGAGCUGCGCAAGGCUCAUCCUUCAGAGGAGAUUCGGUCUCCCCCGGUCAAAGACAGAACGACAGUCACUGCGCCUCCAUCUGCUACAUCUCCGCUGAGCCCAGCACCGUCGUUCGCCAGCCAACAGUCUUGGGACGAUUAUCCUUCUGGAUCUCAAGUGCAGCAGAACUCUAGACUAGCCCGGGAAAAAAACCGGCUGACUCUUCGGGCUUACCUACACAGCCUGCUAGCCUCUCCGGUCAUCGCAUCCUCGCCUGUCCUGCGUUCGUUUCUGCUCUCCGGUCCGACGGCGCUGAGCCGAGAAGAGAUCGAAGAUGGAUUCCGGAGAGAGGAGGCGGAUCGAGUCCGAGAUGAGGGCAGGAAACAGUUUGCAAAAGAGAUCGCGAAUAGGGUGGAUGGCCUCCGGGCAGCCGUCAAGAGUGUCAAGGGUGAUAUCAUGGGCAAAGGUGUGCCGUUGUUGUCUGUGAUCGGUGACCCGGCGUUGAUCAUGCCACAAGAUGGUUUGACGCGCAUAUUCGCCUUGGUGAAGGUGACUCCGAACGUGCGGGAUCUGCCGGACAACUACAAGGCUGUUUUGGAAUGGGCCAGGAUGUCGUCAGUGUCGUCUUCCAGUGAAGUUUCGGCUAAUAGAGAUGGAUUCAGCCUUGCCUCAACUGUGUUCCACCAUUUUGUCGCGUCCGAUACCGCGUCGGAGAGCUUCGCCUCUUUGAAACGGAUCCAUGGGCUGAUGCCCUAUCUUCUGCUCAAGACAGCUCUGCGCAUCAGCAAUCCCAUAGCAAUGAUUCGAACACAAGCUGUGAUGGACUUGUUCUUAGCCCAACCAUUUGGUGGGAGAAGUCUGCUGCAGAGAAUGUUCACCGGUUCGUUGACGGAAGAAGUCCAUGCUCUGGAGGAAGAGAUCGAGGCAGUUAAGGAGAAGAUUGACGAUCCCAUGAUCUGCGAGAAGAUGCGCCAGUUUGUCUAUGCACCGAGGGAAAUCCAGGACCUGCUCAAGGCUGAUGCUGCGGCGGAGCAGAUGAGUGUGAUCACAGUUGUCCUCCGAGCAGCAGACGCACCGUUCCUUUCACGUGCACAAAUGAGCAGGGUCGCGCGUGCCCAUCGGGCUCAUGCUGCUUACAUGAAGCAGCGCGAGUCACUGAACGAUUCCGACGACGACGAUGGCCCCCAAGACGAGGACGGAUGGUUGUUCGAGGAUCUUAAAGUCCUUGCCGACCUGUACUCUAGAUUGCGAGAUCGAGAGCAGCUAAUUGAGUUGCUUUUCGAGGCAAGGAUCUACGUCCGAGCUCCUCAGGGACAUCAUCACGAUUUUUAUGCCCCUUUGGCACAAGUCUAUCGAGCGGCUAGUAUCGCUGACUCGAUCGGCGACUUGCAAAGUUUCAUCAACGACCUGAUCAAGACGGUCGAGCGAACGGAGGAUCUCGCCCAAGAGGAUCCCAAGCGAACUGUGCAAGCCUUUAUCGCACUGAUUGAGCGACACGAGCAGUCGUUUUACCAUUUUGUGCACAAGGUCCAUUCGAAAGGCGAAGGGCUCUUCAGCAGUCUCAUGCGGUGGAUUGAGCUCUACCUCACUGUCGUUCGAGAAGGACUCGGAGAUCCACUUAGUCUCGAGUUCCUUCUGCCGCACACUGGGGAGGAACGUGAUCGCAUUAUGGACGAGGUGGACAAAGUGGCUGUAUACCAUUACAAGCUGAAGGUCCUCUACGAAGACAAAAUCCGACGGCGCUUUGGCAAGGCGCGUGCCAAUGCAAAUGACGCAGAUGCCGAGGACGAGAUGACGAAAGCUCUGGUGGACGGAGUGGCUCAGGAGAUCGAUUUUGGAGAGCUAAUUCACGGGGACGCCAUUGAUGUUGCCGCCCAGGACACGGACGAGGAAGAUGAGGACGACGAUGACGACAGCGAGUUUGAGUCUGCAUCGGACAGCGGUAGCGACGAGGAGGGAAACAGCGAGGAGGACACCGAUCGAAGUGCAGAGGAGACACCUAUGCAAACACCAAGACCGCCUCCCAAGACGUUGUUGACGGUCCCACGUCCGAUAUCGUUGAAAUCCUCGCGGUCCAUGUCUUCCCCACGAUUCUCCCCCCGUGCCACCACUGCCGAGGAGCCUCGUAGCAGCCAUGUCGAAGCCGCUUCCACCAAGUCCGUCUCCAAUGUCCCCGAAUCACAGAAUGGUCCCUUCCCCUCUUCCUACACGGAAAGCACCGCCGCCGCCCCAAAAAUCGAAGAAAAACGGGGAGCUGCCAUUCAGCCUCCCGAUCUGGUCUAUCUGCCGAAAUUGUUACCCAUUUUCAGAGAGAUGAUGCGCCCUCAACUUGCCCCUCGACAGAGGACAAACUGAUGAAUAGUUUAACUAAUGCUGGAUAUUCAAGAUACUCUCACAUUAAUCACUGAUGCUGACACUGUCCAUUGUUAUCUGGCGACGCAUUUGAAGCUGUUGCCGUGUACAGCAUGGUCAUAAUAUCGAUGUGUCGCAAGUGACCAGAAGCGGUUCGACGCUCGUUAGUCUCGAUGAUAUCCUCAGCGUCUGCGGUUCUGGAAAAGACACUUGGACUGGAGGUUGGACCAAACAACUGCCAAGCAUCAGAUAGAAAGCGGUAGACCAGUUCAUAGAACAUUCACUUUGACUGUGCUGUCCAGGCCGCUGGCAGCAAACAGUGGCAGAUGGGGAUGUCCUUCGAUCACAUUGACGAUGCUGCUAUCCCCUUCCAAGAUUGAAUGCAACCCGCCGUCCUUCUUCCAAAUGAAGAUGUUCCCAUCGUCGGAACCAGAUGUGACAAACUGCUCCUGCGAGCCCAGAAAGUUGACUGCAGGAGAUGAGUGAGUUGGCUUUCAUAAAGGCUAUUACCUAGUUGCUUGCCGUCCUUGAUUGUGUCCACAUUCCGAGCGCCUCUGAAACAUUGUCGUGGCGGAACCACAGGCACGCCGGACAUGUAGGAAUCGUCUUGUCGCACACAGUCAUCUCGCGUCGAGUACAGGUAAACCGCAUCGCCACUGUAAGCUGCAAGGCAAGAUAAGAUGAGAUUCGGACGAUCACGAUGAGAUGAUCACUGACAGAGCAAUACUUCGUGUCCAUUUAGUAUAGACAUGCGGGACCCGGUGAUAUGGUCGUUGUGACGCUUGCGCGUUCCCUCCUGCCGGCCGAGCCGGCGGAUACAAUUGGUCACCCCCAUCCUCAGGGAUCGCGCACGCUCCGCCAUCGAAAGGCGGCUGAUCUGGCGCCGGUCGAAGAGAUAUCCCUGAAUCGACGCAUGAAUGGUUCUAAGAAGGACGAUACUAAAGCAGCCUACAUAGGGCGCCUCUCCCGCGGCGACAAACUGAUACGGAGUCAAUGGCGAAAGCGACAGCGUCGAGAGCUCGAAACCGAUAUCCAGCAGCGGUGGAGGACAUGCGUCCCCGCAUGAAUGCGCCGUCCGGAUAUCGUGUUGCCUAAUGCAGCCAUCCUGCGCGUAGAUGUGCUGGUGAAGUGUGGCUAAAUGGAGUUCGCAAACCACCCACCUCUGCGACAGUGAGGAACAAAGUCUGUGUACAGCUGUAUCGUCCAUCCGAGAUAGAAAUCGGGGCCGAGACGCUCAGAUCUCCCAUGUCGUGCAGCCGGACUUGAGCAUUAGUAUUUGUGCACACACACACAUCUUGGACGAGUGAGGGAGCAUCUUGGCGUUGAAUAUAUUUGCCCGGUGCCCUGUUUUCAAGACGCCACGGCAGAUAUACGGAUAGUCAUGUUCGAGGGAUGGGUCCAUGCUCCAGAUUUGCACGCUGAGCAGCCGUCAGUGCGCGAGAGGCCGCAAUAUCUCGGCGGAUAGCGCACGUUCGGUCAUCUCCCGCAGUCUUUCAAUGAAAAUACCCUCAUCCCAGCCACCCAUGAUGCAGCAGGUUGGACGCACCAGCAACAAUGCACCGUCUCGCGCCCAGCUCAGCGCAUUCACGCAUCCGGAGUGUCCAUAAGACCCGUCGUUUCCCAAAACGUUCACUCUGUCGAAAUCUUUCGUGUUCCAUUUCUUAGAUAGCAGAUGUCUAUGCCGCUCGGCCGCAGCGGCCUUGGAGGACAAUGUCGCCGUCAUUGUAGAGUAUAUGCGAUCACGUGCUGUUAUGUCGUCCGAAAUUAAAUCAUACUCAAGUUGUUCAAGUGUUCACAUCAGUCAGUAGAUAAACGAUAGGGUAAAGCAAGUAAAUCAGAAAUUGAUUCUGGGGCCUUGGACUGAGGGCGGAGCAGGUCUGGGCCCUCGAGGGGCUUCGGUAUAAGAGAGCGGUGGCGGCUUGGGAGUUGGGAGCACAGCAGCUCGAGGCUGCCCUCCGUUGAAGGUGGGCCACCGAGACGGCAUUGGAAUUGAGACACUGCGCCGAUGUCCGGAGUGGGUGGAAGAGGAAUCAGCCGCCAUGCUGUGAUGCGAAGUCAAUGAGCUCCGUUGCAAGCUGGAUGAUUCUCGCAUGACGGGCGGCAAGGACGUGCGAACGACCGAAUCUGCCGACGACGAAGCAGACAACGACGUCCGAGAUGAGACCUGUCGACUAGAGCCUUCCAUUAACCGCGAGAGCCUGAAAUGAGACCGCUGCGUCCGGGAAGCGGGUGAGAUGAGAUCUGAGAUAUCGUCACCGUCAUUAUCAACAUCCGGCAGGGUGAGAGUGGGUCGGGGCCGUUCGGCUUGUAGGUUCGCCUGUGCGUCGUCUUGGUCUAGUCGUUCUGCAAAGGCAAUCUGAGAUGGUACAAUCGCACGACUCUUGACGGGGAUGAUGGCAGGCGAAGCGGCAGGUACUCUUUGGCUGACCGACACAACGGCUUGAUCGAUGCUGUGUGCUCCCAUCGUCUCAAUCGUGCGCGUACUAUACGCGCUACGAGGUGACUCCCACCCAUCAGCUUGGUAUGAUGUUGGGAACGCAUGUCGGAUCGUUGGAGUUGGAGCAGUCAUCUGAGAAGAAGCCCGACCAGGACGAGCCAUGUGGGGCGGCUCUCGGAAGGGUUGAACCGAAGGGUAGGUCUCAAAGGAUAACACAGACUCUCGUGGAACGGUCGGCCGGUGCCGUUGUUUGUG
This is a messenger RNA of Mycena citricolor, 6295 nucleotides long. The record is from the annotation of a GenBank genome assembly. NCBI's taxonomy places the organism in Eukaryota, Fungi, Basidiomycota, Agaricomycetes, Agaricales, Mycenaceae.